This is a messenger RNA of Ylistrum balloti, 2633 nucleotides long. RefSeq lists its product as uncharacterized. NCBI's taxonomy places the organism in Eukaryota, Metazoa, Mollusca, Bivalvia, Pectinida, Pectinidae. The transcript is spliced from 4 exons. The coding region runs from base 224 to 706 and encodes 160 amino acids. The record is from RefSeq and is a predicted model, not a curated record.
UCGUUAUAGAGAGAUGGAUAGUCGAUGUGUGUACAUGAUCUGAGGAAAAAAACUCUGACAUUUAAUGUGUUAUGUGACGGUGAUAGGAUUUGUGAAUAUAUUACUACAUAUCAUAUAUACGACUCAUCUAUAGUAUACAGGCCGGACUUCGUCAGUGGUCAAACGGUGGUCAGUUGGUACAUAGUAUUGCAGAUCGUGUUCUUCUGGUGGUUAUAUUUGACAAAUGGGUGGAGUAGGGGAAUCCCCGAAGGGACUGGUGGCGCUGCUGAUGAUAGCGGUGGGAUUCGUACUCAACACCGUUGGAUUCGCCGCCCCAUACUGGGUGACGGCGGCAGGUGGUUCGCGCUUCGGCUUGUGGAUGUACUGUGAUUUCCUUGACAACUGUCACCAGUGGGAUUCGGACGGUAUCACUUUUGCAAAGUUUGACCAGAUCAGAGCUUUUGAAGGACUUGGAUUCGUUGGAACCCUGGUGGUGCUAUUUUGCACCGUGCUGUACAUGUGCGUGCCAAAAGUUUCAGGAAACAAAAUACUUGGAAUUCUUGACGUAUUGGUUUGUUUUGCAUCAGCUGGUGCCAUCAUAAUUGGUGUUAUUAUCUUUGGAUCGGAACACAGCAAUCUGGGCUGGGCCUUCGGACUUUCUACAGCUGGAGGCGUUUUGUUUGCUUUGGCCGGAGUUCUGAUUAUUCUUGCAAUGUGUCGAAAAUAAGAACUUGUUCACGUAUUCUUCUAUAAAUCAUUGGACAUUAUAUAUGAUAAUCGUACCAUUGGGUACACAUAUCCCAAGAUGGCGUUAACCUCAAACGCUUAGUAUGUUUACACGCCUAGUUUUACAUCAAAAAGCGUUUUAAUAUAAUCUUUUGUAAGGUAUUGUCUGGUUAACGAUGUUUGGAAUGUAAUUAACACAGAAAUGACAACUAUAACACGUAUUCACAUUGAAAUUUUCAAUACGACGGGAACACGGUGUCAGCACGUGAUAUUAUGUAAAUUAUGUAGCAAACAAUACAUUUAUAUAUAGUCAUCUAGCUAAUGCCUUACAAAAGCACAUUCAAACACUGUUUUGAUGCAAAACUAAACGUGCAAACAAUCAAGUUUGUCGCCAUUUUGCCAUGUGGUACGAUUAUCACAUUACUACAGUGAUACAGGUUCUCCGAAGUAAAACUCUAAGAGGAAGUAGAAUCUCCAGCGAGUAGGAUGCGUCCUCGGAGAGUGUUACAGGAAAUAGCACCUUAGAGAGUAUGCUAAUUGGAUGACGACACGAAGAAUAUCAUGUGUUUAGUAUUUUAUCUGAUAAAUCUGAUCGUCAGUAUGUGCUUUCACAUCACCGUAAUACAAUCAUUGACUGCGAAUCUGGCGAAAAUCAACUGAUGCUAAUUAAAACCAUUUUUUAAAUCUAAAUUCAUUUGAUGAUGUGUAAUUUUUCAUUCCAAAUUUUAAACGUGUGAUGCCAUUUUCACUUCUCUAACAGUACAAGAAGCGUAUUCAUAUCUUAAAUAUGUUGUACAGAAUGUCUGAUUAAAUAGAUAUCGAUGGAUUGAUUUUAUGUAAUUUCUCAUCAAAAUACGUAUCGUAAUGCGAAUGUCUACCCAAGAUACUAUUCUAAUGCGAAUAUCUACCCAAAAUACUAUUCUAAUGCGAAUGUCUACCCAAGCUACGUAUCGUAAUGCGAAUGUCUACCCAAGAUACUAUUCUAAUGCGAAUGUCUACCCAAGCUACGUAUCGUAAUGCGAAUGUCUACCCAAGAUACUAUUCUAAUGCGAAUGUCUACCCAAAAAACUAUUCUAAUGCGAAUGUCUACCCAAAAUACUAUUCUAAUGCGAAUAUCAACCCAGGAUACGUAUCGUAAUGCGAAUGUCUACCCAAGAUACUAUUCUAAUGCGAAUGUCUACCCAAGCUACGUAUCGUAAUGCGAAUGUCUACCCAAGAUACUAUUCUAAUGCGAAUGUCUACCCAAGAUACUAUUCUAAUGCGAAUAUCUACUCAAGAUACGUAUUCUAAUGCGAAUUUCUAAUCAAGAUAUGUAACUUAAGUGUUUAUUCAAGAUAAGAAUAGUAUAGUGAGUUUUGUUAAAGAUACAUCUGAUGUGUUUAUCGUUUAAAUCAAAUUAACGAAUGUUUGAAAAUACGUAUUAUUUUGUGUGUGUUUUAAUCAAGUUACAUUUCAAAAAAAUAUAUUGACCAGUUCAUCUAAGAAGGUGGUAUACCUAAGUACUGAGAUAUGGAUUAUCAGUGCAUUGUACCUCAUUAAAAUAAUCUUUGCCAUCAUUUUGGCUAGGUUUUUAAAACUGUAUAAGUGAAGAAAUUUGAAAAUGAUAAUAAAAGAUGAAGAAAAUUGUUUUCCGGUAUUGUGUGAUAUUUUAGGCAAAAACAUCUUCUAUAACGCUUGAAAAUUUUAUUUUAUAAUAAUGAUCAAUAUCUAAUGAGAAAAAAUAUUGGAUUUUGAAAAAAAUGGUUAGAAAAAAUGCUUCUUUCAUCAGGUAUGAAAAUACAAUGUACAUUUGUUUGGUUUGUUUACAUGUUUGUUUAUCAAAGUUUAAAAAAAACUUAUAGAUAACUGGAUGUGUUUCUUUUUUGUUACGUUUAAAUCGGAGAACUGCCAACCCAAUAUUAUUGGGAUUCGGAAUCAAGGAAAAGCUA